AUGACUGGCCAGCCGGCGUCUACUCUGUACGACUACGCCGACAGCGUCUCCCUCGACGCGCAGUUCUACCUCGUCGACACAAUUUCCGGGACCGCUCUCGACCAGACCACGAUCAUCGCCCUGUGCGAGAGCGCGGCGGCAUCGGCGACGUGCGCCACUGGCGACAGGGCCACCACCUCCGAGCUCAAGCUGCUGCAGCUGCUCGACCGCACCGACACGAUCCGCGGGGACCCUCUCCUUGACGCCUCCGAAAUCCAGGAUGCUGGCGCGGGAAGUGGCGUCACCGUCUCGCACGCCAACAAGGUGGAGAUCGUUGCCCGUUCCGUCGCCAUCUUGGAGGAGGGCCAGACGCUUGAUGAGCUGGCCGCCAACGUGACCGCGGAGAACGAGCUAAAGAUCACACAGCUCCGUGAAAAUACCAACCUCCAAGGCAACUUGGCCUUUACCAGCCUCGGCUUCUGCGCUGACGACAACGGCAGCAAGUGCAAGGAGCUUGGCCGCGAAUUUCGCAAGGGUGACUACGGCGUCGCGCGGCUUGCGUGCCGACAGCUCUGCGAGCGGACACCUGGCUGCCAAGCCGCCGAGCUUCUUCGCCUCCACAAGACGUAUUCGCUCUGCAAGGUGUGCGGCUCGGCCGCCACGCGCACGAACAAGGCGCCGGCGAACAACGUCGAGUGUCUCACUUACAACAACGGGGACUGA
Molecule: messenger RNA, 702 nt
Organism: Emiliania huxleyi CCMP1516
Lineage: Eukaryota; Haptophyta; Isochrysidales; Noelaerhabdaceae
Exons: 2
Coding region: 1-702 (233 amino acids)
Source: RefSeq, a predicted model, not a curated record